This is a messenger RNA of Alternaria alternata, 1929 nucleotides long. Its product is annotated as MFS general substrate transporter. The transcript has a single exon. Gene Ontology annotation, biological process: transmembrane transport. The record is from RefSeq and is a predicted model, not a curated record. NCBI's taxonomy places the organism in Eukaryota, Fungi, Ascomycota, Dothideomycetes, Pleosporales, Pleosporaceae. Gene Ontology annotation, cellular component: fungal-type vacuole membrane. Gene Ontology annotation, molecular function: transmembrane transporter activity. The coding region runs from base 420 to 1808 and encodes 462 amino acids.
CGCAUAAGUGACGGUGCAUCAUAGACAAGUCAGAUAACCACCAAUCAAUCGGUAAUCUGCGAAGUUUUCCGACGCAUUACUGCGAUGCAGCACCGUCUGCGGAGAACGCGGGGCGCGACACCGGCCCGAGAGAUGGACUGGGACCACUUAAAAGAGAGCUGGAGAUACUCACAUGUCUUCAUUUGGAAAAGUACAGUCACUUGCAGUUAAUGUAAGGUGCGAUCUGCUUGAGUUUUCCAUCUACGGUACACAAGUAGUUCCCAACGCGAAGUCAGAUCGAUCCAUUCAGUCCUGUGGUCCAAGGACAGCAUCGACCAAUAACCACUCGGGCGUCUAUAGCGUCUAGUGCGACCUUUCUCAGAGGUUCAUAAGUCCUUGUACAGUCUACGGUUAGAUGCAAUACGGUUCUCUUCUUCAACAUGUCUACUACCACUACCGUCACAGAAGAUCGCAUUGAGCUGACGAGGUUCCCAACGACCUCUCAUCACGCGUCGAACAAGUCGUUGCCUUCCACCCCACGCCCAGCAUCUGUCAGUCACAUUCAAGAUGAAGGGCCGGAUAAUUCAGCCUACUCUGUUACAGCGGUACCGGACGGAGGAUAUGGGUGGAUUGUCGUCGCUGGUGGCUUCACAACGAGCUUUUGCAACAACGCGAUCAUCAAUUGCUGGGGUGUACUGCAGGCCGCCUUACUGAAUUCAACACUGAAGGAUGUUGCACCAGCUACACUUUCUUACGUCGGCUCUCUGGGACUCGCGAGUGGUGCACUAUAUGGACUGGGUGCCGUCAGUCUGAUGAGAUACAUAGGCUGCCGGGCAACAAUUGUACUUGGAAAUUUCCUCAUGGGCCUGAGUCUGAUUGGAGCAAGCUUUUGUACGUCAAACUUGCCGGGUCUUUUUGGCACAUACAGUAUCGUUGGUGGCAUUGGGAUGUCACUGAACUGGACUGUCAACAACACAGUUCCUGUGCAGUAUUUCAGCGCUCGUCUUGGUCUGGCGAAUGGCCUCAUCAAGCUUGGCGGUGGGGUGGGUGGUUGUGUCAUGGCCAUUGCUUUGGAAGCUUUGAAUCGAAGAGUCGGCAUCGAGUGGACCUUCCGGAUCCAGGGACUCCUGACCUGGGCCAUCGGUCUUCCUGCCGCCUGGGUGGUGAAGGACCGUGUUCCGCUUAGGAAGGCACCGUUCGUCGAUCUAUCCAUGUUCAGGUCUGCCACCUUUAUUGCGACUUUUGUUGCAAGCGCGAUUGGUGUCUUCGCACUCUUCGUUCCGCCAUACUAUCUACCGUUGUUUGCACAAUCGAUUGGCCUUAGUCCAAGUACCGGUGCUGGUCUGGUCGCAGCGUUCAAUGCCUGCAAUGCUUUAGGUCGGUUUAUCGCUGGUCCUUUAUGCGACAAAAUCGGUCCACUCAAUAUGUUCGUCAUCGCAAUGGCUCUCAACGCUGCGAGUAUGCUCGCGAUCUGGCCAGUCUCCAGCACGCUGGGCCCGCUAGUACUCUUCGCCAUCAUAAACGGUGUCGCAAAUGGCGCGUACUUCACUACCCAGCCGACUGUAGUCGCUGGUAUAUUCGGUCCUGGACGAGCUGCAGUGGCUAUGAGCAUGUCGGUCACAGGCUGGAGUGUUGGUUAUCUUAUGGGCGCGCCAAUUGCCGGUUACUUACUACAAGCUGCAGGUGGUAAAUGGGGAAGCGGAUCAGGGGUAGGUAUUGACGCUUACCGACCUGCCAUUUUCUACGCUGGUGGAACUGCGACCAUUUCCGCGUUGUGUGUUGUCGUCGCUAGGCUCAUCGUCACUAGGAAACUGCGCAAGAGAGUCUGAAUAGCUUCGAUGCAUACAACGAUGGGUGUAAUCAUGAAGUUGUCAUUAUCACAAGUGCCUAGGGGCACUGGAUUUAUUUAGUCUAUAACCAGUAUGAGUCAAUUCAAUAAUCAUUGCAUCC